This is a messenger RNA of Ananas comosus (pineapple), 1071 nucleotides long. RefSeq lists its product as uncharacterized. The record is from RefSeq and is a predicted model, not a curated record. Lineage: Eukaryota; Viridiplantae; Streptophyta; Magnoliopsida; Poales; Bromeliaceae. Bases 186 to 872 code for a protein of 228 amino acids. The transcript has 4 exons.
GACCGAAUACCACAAGCAAAAGCUGUGCGCCCUUCUCUUCUCGUCCCGACGAAUAUCGCGGCCACCUCUCAACGCUUUCCUCUCCACGAAACCUUUUCCCUUCUCCUCUCCUCUCCUCUCCUCUCCUCUCCUCUCCUCCAAAUCUCUCUCUCUCUCUCUCUCUACUAUUUCUUUUGCCCUAACCUAUGAAGAGGCCCCGAUACCUACUCCGCAUCUCGAUCGCGAUUCCUCGCCUCCUCCUUCUCUUCUCCUUCGUCCUCCUCUCCUCCGCUCCGGGAAUUCUCUCAUCAAGGCUUGUUACACUCGGUUCAAUAGAAAUAUUUAAAACCCAUGAGUGGCUACCUUCCAAACCAACUGUCUAUUUUCAUUGUCAGGGAGAGAACAAAACUAUCUUGCCUGAUGUAAAGAAAACACAUGUUUUAUACACUUUCAAGGGUGAGGAGUCUUGGCAGCCGCUGACAGAGCUUCCCGAUAAGAAAUGCAAGCGAUGUGGUAUUUAUGAGAAGGACAAUUUAAAGCCUGAUGAUGUCUAUGAUGAGUGGGAAUUGUGCGCUGAUGAUUUUGUUGACGGGAAAUACAUCCAUUUCAAGGACAAUGAAUUCAAUGCCACAUUUAUAUGCCCCGGGUGCACUGCUUCUACUGGUUCUACUCAUACUUCUGCCUCAAACACUCGGUCUUCAGCGAAGAAGUCUCACGUCCUGCUGGUAAUAGUAAUCUGCAUAUUGGCUUCGCUCUUGAUGACCAUCGGAGCGGUAGCCGAGUACAAAUACUGGCAAAAGAGAAAAAGGGAACAAGACCAGGCGCGGUUUCUAAAACUCUUCGAAGAGGGUGAUGACUUUGAGGAAGAACUGGGUCUUGGGCAUGUUAUAUAAAAUUGGAAGAAAAAACAGAGAUCAACUCACCACACAACCGGUUUUCUAAUUCAUCAGAUUGUAACUAUUUUUACAUAGAUUUGAAUUUCGUUUUCUUCCAAGUUUUCUUAAGCAUUAGGCAUACAGUUGUAAACUUGUUUCUGAAGCAUAGUGUUCCCACGUCUUUUCUUUUGUAUAUAGAAAUGAAUUAGUUUUAGCU